Molecule: messenger RNA, 5214 nt
Organism: Bubalus bubalis (water buffalo)
Lineage: Eukaryota; Metazoa; Chordata; Mammalia; Artiodactyla; Bovidae
Gene: GRIN3B
Product: glutamate ionotropic receptor NMDA type subunit 3B
Exons: 9
Coding region: 1994-5083 (1029 amino acids)
Biological process (GO): ionotropic glutamate receptor signaling pathway; synaptic transmission, glutamatergic; modulation of chemical synaptic transmission
Cellular component (GO): plasma membrane; postsynaptic membrane
Molecular function (GO): NMDA glutamate receptor activity; transmitter-gated monoatomic ion channel activity involved in regulation of postsynaptic membrane potential
Source: RefSeq, a predicted model, not a curated record
GUGGGGCUGGUUGCACAACAAUGUGAAUGUGCUUAAUGGCAUGAGCUGUAGACUCUAGAAAUGGUUGAAAUGGUGAAUUUUGCAUUAUAUAUAUUUUACCACAUUUAAGGAAAAAACCUCGCCUGUCUUUGUGUAUGAUGUGAACUACUACCAAUGCCUUGUAAAGCUGGGAGCUGAGGCGCAGAGGCCAGGCGCCCACCUCGGGUCACCCAGAUGGGGGCAGUCCCAGUUUCCAUCAGGUCCCUUCUUCACUGGCCCAGGAGAUGGGGAGAUAGUGGCCAAGUGGGCCUGGGGGGAGGGGAGAUGUGGGGGCUCCCGGGGCUGCCCCCACAUGAGUCCCAGGAGGGCCUGAAGAGCCUUCUGGUGUGUGCCUGCUUCCUAGAACCAGCCCUAGCGAUGUCUGUUGAAUGACUGUGCUGAGGGCUAUGUUAGGGUGAGGAAGUGUCCCUCCCCAGGCUGGGUCCCUAUUUUGGAGGACUCAUGCUGGCAAAGGCAUCUCUCCCCAUGGUGGAAUAAUGUCCUGGUGGUCCCUGAGGACCCUUUUCAACUUAGCACCUUACCCAGAAGAAUGGGGUAGGGGAGGGCUCCCUGGUAUGACCGUCCUUGUCCCGGGAUGCCUGGCCAGGUGGCUGGAUGAGGUGGCCUUGUCACCUGGAAGCCAGUCAGCCACCCAGCCCUCAUUAGUCAUCUCAAAAUUCAAUCUAUGCUGCUGGCAUUUUUAUUCAUCUAAUGGAGUUUGUUCCCUGCCUCUCGAACACUGGCUCCAAAAGGAGAUUUUUUUUUUUUUUUUUUUUUGGCGUGUGAAAAAAAUAACUGAGUGUAGACUCAUCCAUUAGAGCUGGAAUGAUCUGGACAAAUCUGCUGCCCUGUGCCCUGCGGGGUCUUGCCCUCCUGUGGAGGCUUUCUCUGCUCGCCCACCUGGGAUGGGAGUGGGAGGAGUCCAUGCAGUGCACCGCUGGGGCCCUUGCUUGACCAGUGUUCAUUGAGCAUUUGCUGCAUGCCAGGGGCCGUUUCUCAUGGGGAGGCACAGAGAACGUAGAAGGCUGAGGGAUUGGUAGGUGGCGGGGAGCUAUGGAAGGUUCUAGAGCAGUGGAGAGUCAUGUAAUCAAGUGUCCUUGUCCAAACAGUUGCUCAAGCAGAGUGCCUACUGUGUGCAAGCACUGGAGAGACAGCAUUAAACAAGCCAGGCUCACCCCUGUCUCCCAGAGUUGCCCACUAAAUAAAGUAAAUAAAACAUCAAAAAAGAUGACAAGUGUGUGAUGGAGUUAAUGUAGGCAGGGGUGAGGGGGGGUGUUCUGCAUCUUUCAGGGAAAUUUUUCAAGCAGGGGCAUUUGGCAUUGGGUCUUGAAGGGUGAAGAAGAAUUGUCUGGGUCAAGUUUCCUGCCCACAGCUGGAGGGCAUGAGAUCUGCCCUAUAGGUUCCCAUCAGACAAGUCUGCUUCAGUUUCUCCAGCUGCCCACGAUGGUAGAGCGCACCCAGGGGGGUUGGUCUGGGCAGACACUGUUUCCUGGGGGAGGGACCAGUGCUGCUGUGUGACUAUGGAGGCAAACAGACCCCUUCUGGGCCUUAGUUUCCCUGCCUUAUCAAUGAGAAAUAUUUCCAGGCUGGAGGAGGGGGAUGAAGGAUCCAGGGGUGAGUGUGGGGACCAAUUUUGAUGCAAAAUCCUUCCCUGCUGCUAACCUCCGCUUUCUCAUCUGUAGAGUGGACAUAGAGCCAGGGAUAGCGGUGGUUAGACCCCACACCCACCCCCGCCUGUUGAGAUCAUCUGAGCCUCAGUUUCUCCCCCUGCGUCGUGGAUCCGAUUCCUCCCAAGUGGCUUCCCUGGCACUAGGGGACCAGGAGGGGCGAGGGCGGGUGAAGGCGGGUGGACUCCGGCAGGGAGGGAGGAGCCUGCACGGCAGGGGCGGAGAGGGUGCGGCGUGGGCGCGCGAGAUCCUGCCUCCCGGGGUGCUAUCCGCUGCUCCGCCCCGUGGAACCCGCCGGCAACUUUGGGAUGGAGUUUGUGCCGGCGCUGUGGCUCGGCCUGGCGCUGGUGCUAGGGCCGGGGCCCGCCGGGGGCCACCCGCACCCGUGCGGCGUCCUGGCACGCCUGGGGGGCUCGGUGCGCCUGGGCGUCCUCCUGCCCCGCGCGCCCGCCACCCGCGCCCGCGCCCGCGCCGCCCUAGCCCGGGCCUCCCUGGGGCCGCGGCUGCCCCACAACCUGAGCCUGGAGCUGGUAGCCGUCUCUCCCCCCGCCCGCGAUCCCGCCUCGCUAGCCCGCGGUCUGUGCCAGGUGUUGGCGGCACCGGGAGUGGCGGCCCUGAUCGCCUUCCCCGAGACGCGACCCGAGCUGCUGCAGCUGCACUUCCUGGCGUCCGCCACCGAGACCCCCGUGCUCAGCGUGCUGCGGCGGGAAGCGCGCGCGCCCCUCGGCUCCCCGAACCCGUUCCACCUGCAGCUGGACUGGGCCAGCCCCCUUGAGACACUGCUGGAUGUGCUGGUAUCCGUGCUGCAGGCUCACACCUGGGAGGACGUCGGCCUGGUGCUCUGCCGCGUACGUGACCCUGGCAGCCUGGUGGUCCUGUGGACAAGCCGGGCAGGCCGGGCCCCAAAGCUUGUCCUGGACCUGAGCCGGCAGGAGCUGGGCGAUGCAGGGCUGAGCGCACACCUGGCACUCCUGGGGGCACCAGCUGGAGGGAAGGCCCCGGUCCCCGCAGCCGUACUCCUGGGCUGCGAUGUGGCCCGCUCCCAACAGGUGCUGCAGGCUGCACCCCCUGGUCCCCGCUGGCUGCUGGGCACGCCGCUGCCCCCUGAGGCCCUGCCCACUGAGGGCCUGCCACCCGGAGUGUUGGCACUGGGUGAGGUGGCCCGGCCCCCGCUAGAGGUUGCCAUCCAGGAUGUGGUGGAACUAGUGGCCCGUGCGCUGGACAGUGCUGCCCGCAUGCAGCCAGAGCGCGCCCUGCUUCCCGCCACAGUCAACUGCAGUGACCUACCGCCACCAGAGCCCGAGUCUUCGGGCCGCCUCUUGACACGGUUCCUGGCCAACACAUCCUUCUGGGGCCGCACGGGGCCAGUGUGGGUAACCGGCUCCUCGCAGGUGCACAUCUCCCGGCGCUUCCGCCUGUGGAGCCUCCGCCGGGACCCGAGGGGCGCUCCGGCCUGGGCCACGCUGGGUCGCUGGCAGGACGGGCAGCUGGAGUCGGAGGCGUGGGGUGCGGCCGAACGGCCCCCACCCCCGCCAGGCGCCCAGGCACGGCCCAAGCUGCGGGUGGUGACGCUGGUGGAGCAUCCGUUUGUGUUCGCCCGCCAGCCAGACGAAGAUGGGCGGUGCCCGGCAGGGCAACUGUGCCUGGCCCCUGGCACCAACGAUUCGGCCGCUCUGGACGCACUCUUUGCCGCGCUGGCCGACGGCUCGGCACCCCGCGCGCUGCGUAGGUGCUGCUACGGCUACUGCAUCGACCUGCUGGAGCGCCUGGCGGAGGACGCACCCUUCGACUUCGAGCUCUACAUCGUGGGCGACGGCAAGUACGGCGCGCUGCGCGACGGCCGCUGGACCGGCCUGGUGGGCGACCUGCUGGCCGGCCGGGCGCACAUGGCCGUCACCAGCUUCAGCAUCAAUUCGGCCCGCUCACAGGUGGUGGACUUCACCAGCCCUUUCUUCUCCACCAGCCUGGGCAUCAUGGUGCGCGCACGCGACACGGCGUCGCCCAUUGGCGCCUUUAUGUGGCCGCUGCACUGGUCCAUGUGGCUGGGCGUCUUCGCUGCGCUGCACCUGACCGCACUCUUCCUCACCCUCUACGAGUGGCGCAGCCCCUUCGGCCUAACACCCCGCGGACGCAACCGGGACACCGUGUUCUCCUACUCCUCUGCUCUCAACCUCUGCUAUGCCAUCCUCUUUGGACGCACGGUAUCCAGCAAGACGCCCAAGUGCCCAACGGGCCGCCUCCUCAUGAACCUGUGGGCCAUCUUCUGCCUGCUCGUGCUGUCCAGCUACACGGCCAACCUGGCUGCCGUCAUGGUUGGGGACAAGACUUUCGAGGAGCUGUCUGGGAUCCACGACCCCAAGCUGCACCACCCGUCUCAGGGCUUCCGUUUCGGCACGGUGUGGGAGAGCAGCGCUGAGGCCUACAUCAAGAAAAGCUUCCCGGAGAUGUACUCGCACGUGCGGCGCCAUAGUGCACCUACCACUCCCCACGGCGUUGCCAUGCUUACGAGCGAUCCCCCCAAGCUCAACGCCUUCAUCAUGGACAAGUCGCUCCUGGACUAUGAGGUAUCCAUCGACGCGGACUGCAGGCUGCUGACCGUGGGCAAACCCUUCGUCAUCGAGGGCUAUGGUAUCGGACUCCCUAGAAAUUCACCGCUCACCUCCAACCUGUCCGAAUUCAUCAGCCGCUACAAGUCUUCCGGCUUCAUCGACUUACUGCACGACAAGUGGUACAAGAUGGUGCCUUGUGGGAAGCGGGUCUUCGCCGUGACGGAGACCCUGCAGAUGGGCGUCUACCACUUCUCCGGACUCUUCGUGCUGCUCUGCCUGGGUCUGGGUAGUGCUCUGCUCAGCUCCCUGGGUGAGCACGUCUUCUACCACCUGGCACUGCCGCGCAUCCGAAGGGGCAACAAGCUGCAGUACUGGCUGCACACGAGCCAGAGAAUUCAUCGCGCCCUAAACACAGAGCCGUCAAAGGGGCAGGAGGAGGCGGAGUCGAGGGGUCUCGAGGAGCCGCAGAACAACACACAGGCCGCCCCCGCGGGCCCGGGGGACUGGACACGGGUGCGCCGGGCCGCGGUGAGGGAGCGUCGCGUGCGUUUCCUGCUGGAGCAUACUGUGGUCUCUGCCUCCCCCGACGCGAACGUCCCAGAUGCGGAUGCGGCCGCGCCACCCGAGGCCCCAGUCUGCUCCAAUGGCCCGCCCGCCGAGCUGCGGUCUGGCGCCCCACUCCCCGGGGAGCUGGAGGAGCUGGAGCAGCGAAUCGCGGGCGCCCAGGAGAGGCUCCGCCAGGCGCUGCUGCGGCGCAGGGCGCUCCUGGCCCAGCUUGGGGACAGCACCUGCGAGCCGCCGUGCACAUGGCUCCUGGCCUGCGAGGAAGCACCGGAGGUGGCCUCCUGAAGUGGGAUCCAGCUCUUCUCCACCUGCUGUGCCUGCUCCGAAAGGGGGCCACCCGUCCAUAGGGUGGAACCUCCCUUCCCGCGCGGCUCCCCAGGCUCCCCCCACCCCACCCCCCAACACACAGACACUGG